This is a messenger RNA of Leptosia nina, 1086 nucleotides long. Lineage: Eukaryota; Metazoa; Arthropoda; Insecta; Lepidoptera; Pieridae. The record is from the annotation of a GenBank genome assembly.
AUGUCUGGAGAAACGUCGAAUGCCUGUGCAAAUGAAAAAGUGGCUUUUAUCACAGGAAUAACUGGUCAGGAUGGUUCUUACUUAGCAGAGUUUUUAAUAGAAAAGGGAUAUGAAGUUCACGGGAUUCUGAGACGUUCUUCAUCCUUCAACACUGGCCGUAUUCAACAUUUGUAUGAAAAGCCAGCAUGUCAUUCGGGGGGAAGAAUGCAUUUACAUUAUGGAGAUCUGACAGAUACUACUUGCCUUAUCAGUAUUAUUUCUAAGGUGAAACCAAAGGAGAUUUACAAUUUAGGUGCUCAAUCGCACGUAAAGGUUUCCUUCGAACUCAGCGAAUAUACAGCGCAAGUGGACGCGUUGGGUACGUUGAGACUUUUAGAGGCUGUGAGGGUAGCUAGACUGGAGAAGCAGACGAAGAUAUACCAAGCGUCUACCUCAGAAUUGUACGGGAAGGUUGUAGAAAUACCACAGAAUGAGAAGACGCCGUUCUAUCCCAGGUCUCCUUAUGCUUGUGCUAAAUUAUACGGGUUUUGGAUCGUGGUGAACUACCGUGAGGCCUACGGCAUGUUCGCUUGCAACGGCCUCUUAUUUAACCAUGAGAGCCCCAGGCGAGGGGAGAGCUUCGUUACCCGCAAGAUCACCAGGGGCGUAGCUAAAAUUCAGCUCGGUUUGCUGGACUGUAUUGAGUUGGGGAACCUGGACAGCAAAAGGGACUGGGGGCACGCCAAGGAUUACGUUGAGGCGAUGUGGCUGAUGCUCCAGCAAGAGGAACCCGAGGACUUUGUGGUGGCAAUGGGCGAGGCCCACAGCGUGAGAGAGUUCGUGGAGAAGGCUUUCGGCCACGUGGGCAGGCGGAUAGAGUGGCGGGGGAGUGGCGUGGACGAGACGGGCCACGACGCCAGCACGGGACAGCUGCUGGUGCGAGUCAACCCCAAGUACUUCAGACCCACUGAAGUGGACUUGUUACUGGGUGACGCGAGCAAAGCCCAACAGAAGCUGGGCUGGUCGCCGAAGAUCACUUUCGAUCAACUUGUGGUGGACAUGGUGGAUUCAGACCUUGAGCUGAUGAAGAAGAAUCCACAAGCAUAA